UUGCACCUGGGCAUUCAAUUUCAAGUUGCUCUUGGGGGAGGGACGUCAAUUGCACGCUGAUUGUGGCGUCCUUUAGACGUACACAUUCCCUUGCCAGGACGUUGAAGCUUUGUUUGGUGUUUGGUGGCAGCAUCUGAUCUUGCAUUGAGAAGCCAUAGGGGUUCUUAAGCAGCUUGCACCGCCUCAGUCAAGACAGCAGCCUAGAUCAUCUUACCUUCAGAGAGUUCCGAUAGUUCCUGCAAGCAUGGGGAGUUGGGCCCGUCGAAGGCCUCUGAAAGAUGUGCCGGAAGAGUCACCCUCGGCCCCAGUCCUCAGCGAAGCGCCACAUUUGUCGCCUGGUGCACGCAUAACUGCAGAGGAUGAAGAGAAUCCCCGUGUGCAGCAGUAUUCUGGAGAGCUGUCUCCAAAGUCAGGUCUCCGAAGGCUGUCCAAGCCCGAGACUGAAGAAAAGCCCCUUCAUGACCUCCAGUAUGCUGCGCCGUACAGCGUCGUCUACCCCCCCAAUGCAGCCGACUUUGCAACUCCCCCUGUUCCGGCUCAAAAUUUCUCAGCUCCCCCCCCUGGCACGCCUGGGGCAGCGCCCCUCCCUUCAGAUGCAGCUUUAUACCGGCAGCGGUCAGCAGCAGGACGGCAGAAGUCAAGGCGGUGUGGAUUCUUCUGGGUGAUCCCCCUCAUUGUAGUUGCGUGCGUGACAUUGUUCAUCAUCACGAUGUAUGAGAAUGAUUGUCCACACCAGAGUCCCCAUGUUUCUUGCAUAGCCACAUGGCUGGGCCGCCUCGCUUUUCAGCCCUGGUCAGAGAACCCCCUCCUCGGACCGGCCGCAGACACGCUGCUGCGCAUGGGUGGCUUGCAAUCAUCAGCGAUACGCCACGGGGGUGGCUGGCGGCUGCUGUCGUGUAUGUGGCUGCACGGCGGCGUCUUCCACCUGCUCGUAAACAUGCUCGGACUCCUAGUGGUAGGGGUGCGCCUCGAGAAGGACUUCGGCGCAGUCCGCCUGAUUGUUCUCUACUUCUUGAGCGGGGUGGGUGGAUCCCUCAUGUCAGCCCUGUUCCUUACCAACGUCAUCAGCGUGGGGGCCUCGGGUGCGCUGUUUGGGCUGCUGGGUGCGACGCUGGCGGACCUUCUCACUAACUGGACCAUUUACACCUCCAAGGUGGCAUCGCUACUGAGCCUGCUCAUCCUGAUUGCGGUCAACCUCGCCUUCGGCCUCACUCCGCAAGUGGACAACUUCUGCCAUCUUGGCGGGCUCGCAACCGGCUUCCUGCUCGGCUUCGUGCUAUUCGUGAAGCCGCAGUUCAGCUGGCUGUACCGCGACUACGCGGCCGAGCCCGCGCUGCCGUACAUGCACGUGGACCCGCCCAAAAUGCGCAAGCACAAGACGUACCAAUACGUGCUCCAGGUGGUCGCGGCCCUUGUGUUUCUGGCCCUGUUCACUGCGGCCUUCAUCGCGGUGUUCACUGGAGUCGACGCAAACAAGGAGUGCAGUUGGUGCCACUAUCUGUCGUGCGUCAAGACGCCGCUUUGGAAUUGCGACGGCGUCGGCGGCAAGCAGGUGACGUGUGACGUGACGACCUACACCAACGGCACCGGCACCGUCGGAUGCGCCGACGGCCGCCAGACGUGGGUGCCCAACUUCCCGACGCAAACGCAGGCGCAGCUGCAAAGCAUAUGCGUCCGAGAGUGCUCUUGAAUAAGCGCAGUUGUGACAAUAGGACGGCCUGUUUGACUAUAACAGACUGCAGGUAGUUGAUUUGUAGAGCCUUCAUCCGCAGUUACUGACAAGAACGGUCCAAAAUGUUGUGAGCACAAUAGUAAGUUUACUUAAGACACGUGUUGACUAUACACGGAGAAUAAUGACCGAGACCCAGAGCUUUCGGAACUGUAGUAUGUACCACCGAUGUAGCUAAGAAUAGAUAUAUUGUGACAACGGUAUAGGCGAUUUGAGUUGAAAUGCUCAUGUACUGCAAUCUUGAACGGGGAUGUACUUGGCAGGCA
Molecule: messenger RNA, 1995 nt
Organism: Klebsormidium nitens
Lineage: Eukaryota; Viridiplantae; Streptophyta; Klebsormidiophyceae; Klebsormidiales; Klebsormidiaceae
Source: the annotation of a GenBank genome assembly